Messenger RNA from Mesorhabditis belari, 3108 nucleotides. The record is from the annotation of a GenBank genome assembly. Lineage: Eukaryota; Metazoa; Nematoda; Chromadorea; Rhabditida; Rhabditidae.
AUGAACGGCGAAAAGAGUGAUAACAAAGUGGUCAUCAACAAGAAUAUCUUCUGGAAAAGGAUAAAACGACUCUAUGAAGCAUGGGAAUCCGGUGAAAAUGGGCUUUCCGAUGUGGACGCUAUUUAUUGUGUCAUCGGAUCGGAUGAGGAUGCAAGCAAUUACUGCAAAAGCCAAUACUUUCAAGUUUGGCUCUAUGGUAUGGACAUGCCGGACACUUUGAUGGUGCUUACAAAGAAAGGUGUUUGGGUGCUCGCCUCGAACAAGAAGGCUGAUUUUUUCAAUCCUGUAGCUGCUGAUUCGUCUCACGAUCCGGUUCCUGAAGUCACACCGAUUCAUCGGAAUAAGAGUGACAAGGACAAAGAAAACUUCGAGAAGCUUGUUGGAUACAUUAAAGACGCUGGGAAUCGAGUUGGAUGCUUUAUCAAAGACAAAUACAAGAACGAUUUCUGUGCCGAUUGGUCGAAAGCAGUGCAAGGCUUUGAAAUGGUUGAUGUGUCGAACUCCUUUUCGCGUCUCUUUUCCGUCAAAGACGAAGAAGAGGUUGAGUACUGUAAAGAGGCUUCUCUAGCCUCGUGUAAUGUGUGGAACCAAAUGCGCCGAAAGUAUGUCGACUACAUCGAUGGUGAUAGGAAAAUCAGCCACAAGAAAGCAUCGGACGAGGUGGAAACGCUGACAACGAAUCGACAAGUGCAAGGGGUUUUGGCAAAACGAAGCAUUGAACAAUCGUACACACCAAUUGUGCAAAGUGGUGGCCAGUACUCGUUCAAAUGGAGCGCCGAGAGUACGCCAAAGAAUAUGCAUUUCGGAGUGAUCAUGACGACGUUCGGGUGUCGACUUGAGUCUUACUGCUCGAAUUUGUCCCGCACGAUGCUCGUGGAUCCAAGCAAAGAGUUGGAAGGAGUCUACGAGAAUGUUCUACUCAUUCAAACGGCUGUCAUUGAGGCGUUGAAACCUGGAAGAAAGCUUUCGGAAGUGUACCAGAUUGGUAUCGACGCAUGCAAGAAACAAGACGCUUCUUUAGUGGAUAAACUCUUCUCCAAGGAAUUCGGUUUCUCAACUGGCGUCGAGUUCCGCGAAUCACGCUAUACAAUCUCGCCAAAGUGUGAUGAAAAGGUUCGUGAAGGAAUGGUCUUUAUCGUUCAAAUCUCAGUCGGCGAUCUGAAGAAUUCUGGUGUGAAAGAUGAACAGGCAAAGAAAGUUGCUAUCUCAAUUGGAGACACGAUUCUCGUCUCUCCAACUGGUCCUGUGAAUCUCACUGAGAAAGCUCGCUCAAAAUUGAAAUCGAUGGUAAUUCGGAUCAAAGAAGAAGAUGAGGAAGCUGAUGAACCAAUAAUGCCUGAGAAUCUUGGUCGUGGGAAAAGAAGCGUUGUCUUGACAGAACACACGAGAAACAAGCAAACGAAUGAAGAUCGUCGCAAAGAAAGACAAAAGGAAUUGUCCGAGAUUCUCAACAAGAAUGCGCAAGAGCGUUUAGCGCAAGAGUCUGGACAAUCUGAAAUCAAGAAAGCAAAAAAGUCGAAUGUUUCUUACAAGAACUAUGAGAAAUUCCCGCAAGAUGAAGAAAUUGAUACAUUGAUGAUUCAUGUCGAUCGUCGCCAUGAUUCGGUAAUUCUCCCAUUGUUCGGAGUGCCUGUACCAUUUCAUAUUUCGAUGAUUAAGAAUUGCUCUACGUCGAUUGAGAGCGACACAAUGUACCUUCGAAUCAACUUUGCACAUCCUGGUGGAAAUGUUGGAAAGGAGAACGUUCAAUUCCCCCAUCCACUCGCCACUUACAUCAAAGAGUUGUCAUUCCGAGCAACCACGUUGAAAGAUCAUGGACAGACAUCGGCUCCGUCAAACAAUUUAACCAAUGCUUUCCGUUUAAUCAAGGAGAUGCAGAAGAAAUUCAGAACCGAGGAGGCUGAAGAACGAGAAAAAGAGGGUGCCGUGAAACAAGAUAAACUCAUCAUUCAAGCAAACAAAGUGAAUCCAAAGUUGAAAGAUUUGUAUGUGCGGCCGAAUAUCUUCGCUAAACGAAUCUCUGGAUCACUGGAGGCACACACGAACGGUUUUCGAUACACAUCGCUGCGUGGUGACAAGAUCGAUGUGCUUUAUAACAACAUACGCCAUGCGUUCUUCCAGCCAUGUGACAACGAGAUGAUCAUUCUCCUUCACUUUCAUCUCAAAAACCCAGUUCUUUGGGGAAAAAAGAAAUACGCCGACAUUCAAUUCUACACUGAAGUUGGAGAAAUCACCACCGAUUUAGGGAAAUAUCAUCACAUGCAAGAUCGUGAUGAUGUGGCUUCCGAACAAAUGGAACGCGAAAUGCGUCGAAAGCUCAACCAAACUUUCCAAGCCUUUUGCGACAAAGUGCUGAAGCCAACCUCAUCAUGUCUUGUGCAUCUCACCGAGCCACCCGUCUUCGUCGUCACACUGGAUGACGUUGAACUAGUUCACUUUGAGCGUGUUUCCUUCCAGCUGAAGAACUUCGAUUUAGUCUUUAUUUUCAAGGAUUAUCGCCGAAAAACUCAAAUGAUUCAACAAAUUCCGAUGACCUCGCUGGACAGUGUAAAGGAGUGGCUGAAUUCAUGCGAUCUAAAGUACACUGAAGGCAUACAAUCACUCAAUUGGCCAAAAAUUAUGAAGACGAUCGUUGAUGAUCCUGUGGAGUUUUUCCAAAGCGGUGGCUGGAGUUUUCUCGAUCCAAACUCUGACGAAGAAGGUGAAAAUAUGGAAGAUGAAAGUGGUGAGAGUGAUGCCUACACUAUAUCGGAAGAGGAAUCUGAAUCCGGUUCUGAUGAGGAUGAGGACGAGUCAGAAGGCGAGAUGACCGAAGAUGAGGGAAGUGACAGUGACGCGUCGUUGGAUUCGGAUGAAAGCGAGGGAAAGGACUGGUCGGAUUUGGAAGAAGAGGCUCGAAAAGCGGACAAGCGGAAAGAUUUCGAGGAGAUACAAGAAGGUGGACGUGUUGGUGGAGGGCAAUCGUCAUCCCGUCAUAAAGAAAACCAUGGACGGGAUCGGGAUCGAGAUCGAGAUCGAGAUCGCCACAGAAGAGACAAUCGGGGAUCGCCAAAGAAGAGACACGGCGGGAAAGAUCACCGCAGUGCACCACCAUUUAAGAAGCGCAAG